AUGAACCUAUGGCAUCCAAUAAGUCGGAACAACUUGAAUGAACAAGGCGGAUAUAGGCAACAACGACAUUGUGGCGUCCUUUUAGGGGCAAAAGUGGAAUUCACUUCAAAGUGGAAAAAGUGGAAGUAUGCUGUGACAAUAAAGCAUCUAGAAUUUAGCUAUGAAGACAAGGUUCUUUUAAAAAAAGCUAACAUAUCAUUCGAAAGGGGUGGUAAAGUUGCCAUAAUUGGGCCAAAUGGUUGUGGAAAGAGCACUCUACUUAAGUUAAUUAUGGGCUUACAAAAGCCCAACAGUGGUGAAGUAGUUCUUGGUGAACACAACGUACUUCCAAACUACUUUGAGCAAAACCAGGUAAUGCUUCAAGCCCUUACUUGCCAUCCACGCCCGAUUCUCUAUCUACAUUCAACUGAUUGUCAAAACCAAUACGUCAACCGAAAAAUAAGAGCAAUAUGCUACUGGAAUUAUGGAAAGAUUAAUUCAAGGAAAAACAUUGAAAAAGCUCAAGGAAAAGGAAAAGGAAAACAAGUUGAAAAAGAUGCAGAUACAGAAGAAAAUGAUGACAUUAGUGUAGAGAAUUAUUUCCUUUUGAUACAAAGUGAGUUUAAAACCAUUUUGGAGUGUAGAAACAGUAUUCAAAAAACAUUGGAGCAUGCACUUCAAAAAUAUCCAGAUGAUAGAGAACUAUAG
Lactuca virosa is the source of this 687-nucleotide messenger RNA. The record is from the annotation of a GenBank genome assembly. NCBI's taxonomy places the organism in Eukaryota, Viridiplantae, Streptophyta, Magnoliopsida, Asterales, Asteraceae.